ACCAUGUCCAGCAAAAAGGCAAAGACCAAGACGCGCCCCCAGCACGCCACCUCCAACGUGUUCGCAAUGUUUGGCCAGUCACAGAUUCAGGAGUUCAAGGAGGCCUUCAGUAUGAUCAAUCAGAACCAAGAUGGUUUCAUGGACGAGGAAGGCUUGCCUGAUAUGCUUGCUUCUCUAGGGAAGAACCCCACCGACGUGUACCUCGAAGCCGUGAUGAAUGAGGCUCCGGGGCCCAUCAGCUUCACCAUGUUCCUCACCAUGCUUGGAGAGAAGCUGAAUGGCACAGACCUAGAAGAUGUCAUCAGAAACGCUUUUGCUUGCUUUGAUGAAGAAGCAACUGGCACCAUUCAGGAGGAUUAUCCGAGAGAGCUGCUGACGACGAUGGGAGAUCGGUUUGCAGACGAGGAAGUGGACGAGCUGUACAGAGAAGCGCCUACUGACAAAAAGGGGAAUUUCAAUUACAUUGCGUUCAUGUACAUCCUUAAGCAUGGAGCGAAAGACGAAGAUGACUGA
Molecule: messenger RNA, 513 nt
Organism: Hippopotamus amphibius kiboko
Lineage: Eukaryota; Metazoa; Chordata; Mammalia; Artiodactyla; Hippopotamidae
Product: myosin regulatory light chain 12B-like
Exons: 1
Coding region: 4-513 (169 amino acids)
Cellular component (GO): stress fiber; cytoplasm; myofibril
Molecular function (GO): calcium ion binding
Source: RefSeq, a predicted model, not a curated record